This is a messenger RNA of Gadus macrocephalus (Pacific cod), 957 nucleotides long. RefSeq names its product extracellular calcium-sensing receptor-like. The record is from RefSeq and is a predicted model, not a curated record. Bases 1 to 957 code for a protein of 318 amino acids. The transcript is spliced from 2 exons. Gene Ontology annotation, biological process: G protein-coupled receptor signaling pathway. Gene Ontology annotation, molecular function: G protein-coupled receptor activity. NCBI's taxonomy places the organism in Eukaryota, Metazoa, Chordata, Actinopteri, Gadiformes, Gadidae. Gene Ontology annotation, cellular component: membrane.
AUGAAAACGGAGACACUGCGGCAAAUGCUGUGCUCUCUUUCAGAUUCAUCAGACUGCUUUUUGUGUACUGUUGAAUUUUGGCCAAAUGACAAAAAGGACAAGUGCAUUCAAAAACCAACUGAAUUCCUUUCCUUUACCGAAAUCUUGGGGACUGUAUUAACUGUGUUUUGCUGCUUGGGUGUAUUUUUGUCCAUUUUAAUAUUCAUAAUUUUCUUGGUUCAUAGAGAAACACCGAUUGUCAGGGCCAACAACUCAGAGCUGAGUUUCCUGCUGCUUCUCUCUUUAAAACUGUGUUUCCUGUGUUCUCUGACCUUCAUCGGCCGUCCCUCAGACUGGUCCUGUAUGCUUCGCCACACAGCUUUUGGGAUCACCUUUGUCCUUUGUAUCUCUUGUAUUCUGGGGAAAACGAUAGUGGUGUUGAUGGCCUUCAGGGCUACACUACCUAGCAGUAAUGCUAUGAAAUGGUUUGGUCCAACUCAGCAGAGACUCAGUGUAUUGGCUUUCACUCUCAUACAGGUUGUUAUUUGUAUUAUUUGGUUAAAAAUCAACCCUCCAUUUCCAAAUAGAAAUUUUCAGUCCUUUAAAGAUAGAAUAGUCUUAGAAUGUGCCUUAGGAUCCCCUAUAGGGUUUUCGGCUGUGUUGGGGUACAUAGGAGUCCUAGCUAUGUUAUGUUUUAUACUGGCUUUUCUGGCCAGAAGGCUGCCUGAUAGUUUCAAUGAGGCCAAAUUCAUCACCUUCAGCAUGGUGAUAUUCUGUGCUGUUUGGAUCGCCUUUAUCCCUGCUUAUGUCAGUUCUCCUGGGAAGUCAACUGUAGCUGUGGAAAUAUUUGCAAUUCUUGCUUCCACCUUUGGCUUGUUAUUAUGCAUAUUUGUACCAAAAUGCUUUAUUAUUAUUUUCAAGCCAGAACAAAAUUCAAAAAAGCAUAUCAAGAGUAAGAUGCAAAGCAAAGGUGUCUAA